Molecule: messenger RNA, 4104 nt
Organism: Nerophis lumbriciformis (worm pipefish)
Lineage: Eukaryota; Metazoa; Chordata; Actinopteri; Syngnathiformes; Syngnathidae
Source: RefSeq, a predicted model, not a curated record
AUGGAGGAAUUGAGCGCAGAUGAGAUUCGAAGAAGGCGAUUGGCACGGCUAGCAGGGGGACAGACCUCGCAGCCCAACACCCCUCUCAGCACCCCCCUGACAUCCCCACAGAGAGAAACUCCACCGGGACCUCUUCCUGGACCCUCAGGUGCAUCUCCUCACCCCCUGCCACCAGCUGCCUCUCAAUCUUCAGGGCUUAUUGCUCACAGCAGUACCCCUGCCACGUCACCCAUUGGCACAACAGGUGUGGUCUAUGGCAGUCAAAGUAGUGAAGGUGUGAGCUCCCUUUCCAGCUCUCCUUCCAACAGUCUUGAGACUCAGUCACAGAGUUUGUCCCGUUCACAGAGCAUGGACAUUGACACCGUAACUUGCGAAAAGAGCCUGUCCCAAGUGGAUGUGGACUCUGGGAUUGAGAACAUGGAGGUGGAAGACAGCGACCGCAGGGAGAAGAGGAACUUGACCGACAAAGAAACCUCUGCAAACUCGGAUGUCUCGGAAGACCAGGCUUUGCAGCUUAUUUGUAAGAUCCUCCGUGUUUCAUGGAAAGAGCAGCAUAGAGAUGUCAUCUUCCUUCCGUCGCUGGCUGCUGAAUUCCAACGUAACCUUAAAGAUGUAUACUCUGAUUCCAAAGACCUGAUCAGCCAGAUCCUGAUGGAGGUCCUCAUGAUGUCUACCCAGUCGCCUGUCCAAAACCCCUUCGCCAGCUUGACUGCCACCUCGCAGCCAUUUGCUGCAGCCAAAUCUCCAGACCGUCACCUGACAUUGGUACAGCCCUCCAGCCAAGGUGGCAGCCCAAUGGGCCCUGGUGCAGGGUCCUUUGGAGCCAGCUCUCUGUCAAGCCUGUAUGGGUGUGGUAGCCCUUACCCAAUGAGUCUGGAUGCAGCCAAGUGGACCUCUCCAAAUAUCGCCACCCCCACUUCUUCCUCUGUUUCUUCUGCACCAUCCCCUCCACAGUUUAUUGUUCCACCCAGCCCACCUCCGACAGCUGUUCCCCAAAGACCGUCCCUCAACCCACCUUCUGCCCCUAUGCCCAUUUCUCAGCGUUAUCGGCCUUACUCUGUUUCAUCUCCCUGGGGAGCUCUGUCCCCAUCCAGCCCAGGACAAAGAGCCUUUAGCUUUUUUUCAUCGUCCCCUAGCCCAGCAGGCCCCGCUGUGCCUCCCAAUACCCCAGUUCCUGUGCCAACACCUAGCACCCUCUCCUUGAGUUCACUCCCUAUGGUUCCUCCUUCUCCCAGAACAAAUGCUCGACAGGCCGUCUUUGCUUCCAGGAUCCCACCUUCUAGUCCCGUGUCCCUCCUGUUUGCCCUUUCUGACGUAUCUCAGGACAGCAGCGAUGAGGAGUCUGACGAGGAAGUGGAGGAUUUUGCGCAGGUUCAGUUUGGGUCCAGUCAUGGUGCAUGUGGGGGGUCGGUGUCUUGUGAUUUGGCGAGUGACCGCUUCACCAUUGAGCCAUGCAAAGAGACUGAGAUGCUGAACUACCUCAUUGAGCGCUUUGAAAGUGUUGGUAUGGAGGAGAGGAAAGCUCCCAAGAUGUGUAACCAACCAAAUGUCAGCCAGCUUCUUAGCAACAUUCGCUCUCAGUGCAUCUCUCACGUUGCCCUGGUGCUGCAAGGCUCUCUGACCCAGCCUCGGAGCCCUCUCCAGCAUUCUCUGCUGGUACCUUACAUGCUGUGUCGGAACCUCCCAUAUGGCUUUAUCCAAGAACUUGUCCGCAUUACCCACCAGGAAGAAGUAGUAUUCAGACAGAUCUUCAUUCCUAUCCUCCAUGGGCUGGCUCUUGCUGUGAAAGAAUGUUCCUUUGAUAGCGACAAUUUUAAAUUCCCCUUGAUGGCAUUGGCUGAGCUUUGUGAAAUCAAAUUUGGAAAGUCUCACCCUGUUUGCAGUUUGGUUACGUCUCUUCAACUGUGGUGUCCCAAACCCUUGAGCUCAGGAUGCGGCAGAGAGAUCCAAAGGCUGUCCUACCUUGGUGCUUUCUUCAGCCUUUCUGUAUUUUCUGAAGAUGAUACCAAAGUAGGAGACAAGUAUUUCUCUGGUCCGGCGAUCACCACGGAGAACACGAGAGUUGUUAGUCAGUCAUUGCAGCACUACCUGGAAUCGGCAAGGGGUGACCUAUUUAAAAUUCUUCACAACAUCCUGCUAAAUGGAGAGACUCGAGAUUCAGCCCUAAAUUACAUGGCAGCUUUAGUUAACUACAAUGUGAAGAAAGCUCAGAUGCAGACUGAUGACAAGCUGGUGUCGACAGAUGGAUUCAUGCUCAACUUCCUGUCAGUGCUGCAGCAACUCAGUAUGAAAAUCAAGUUGGAAACAGUAGAUCCCUUCUACAUUUUUCACCCCCGAUGUCGCCUCGCCGUCAGCCCGGAGGAGACGCGGCUAAAGGCCACAAUGGAGGAGCUCAAGAGCUGGCUGUCUGAGCUACAUGAAGACUCGACCAAAUUCUCUGAGCCCAAGUUCCCUACAGAGUGUUUCUUCUUGACCCUGCAUACGCACCAUCUGUCUAUCCUGCCUGGAUGCAGGCGCUACAUCCGAAGGUUGCGGGCGAUCCGUGAACUCAACAGGACUGUAGAAGAACUGAAAAACAGUGAAGCCCAAUGGAAGGAUUCUCCCCUGGCCAGUCGCCACAGGGAAAUGCUCAAGCGCUGCAAAACCCAGCUGAAGAAACUGGUACGAGCCAAAGCUUGCGCUGACGUGGGUCUUCUAGAUGAGAACCUGCUCCGCAGAUGUCUGCAGUUCUACAGCACAGUAAUUCAGCUCAUACUCCGUAUGGUGGACCCUGCCUACCCAAACAUCACACUGCCAUUGAAUCCUGAGAUUCCUAAAAGCUUUGCUGCACUCCCGGAGUUCUAUAUUGAAGAUGUGGCGGAAUUUUUGCUUUUCAUCGUGCAGUAUUCUCCCCAGGUUUUAUAUGAACCUUGUGUACAAGACAUAGUCACCUUUUUGGUGGUGUUCAUCUGCAGUCAGAACUACAUCAGGAAUCCGUACCUUAUUGCCAAGUUGGUAGAAGUUCUGUUUGUCACAAAUCCUGCCGUGCAGCCUCGCACUCAGCGCUUCUCUGAAAUGAUGGAGAACCACCCGUUGUCCAUUAAACAGCUGGUGCCCGCCCUCAUGAAGUUCUAUACUGAUGUUGAGCAUACGGGCGCCACCAGUGAGUUUUAUGAUAAGUUCACAAUAAGGUACCAUAUCAGCACCAUCUUUAAGAGUCUUUGGCAAAAUAUUGCCCACCAUGGCACUUUCAUGGAGGAGUUUAAUGCCGGAAAACAGUUUGUUCGUUACAUCAACAUGUUGAUCAACGACACCACCUUCCUGUUAGACGAGAGUCUUGAGUCUCUAAAGCGCAUUCAUGAGAUUCAAGAAGAAAUGAAGAAUAAGGAGCAGUGGGAUCAGCUGCCCAGGGAUCAGCAGCAGAGCCGUCAAUCCCAGCUCACUCAGGAUGAGCGAGUGUCACGGUCCUAUCUUGCCCUGGCCACAGAGACGGUUGAAAUGUUUCACAUCCUCACCAAACAGGUCCAAAAACCUUUCCUCAGGCCUGAGCUGGGCCCUCGUUUAGCAGCCAUGUUGAACUUUAACCUCCAGCAGCUCUGUGGGCCCAAGUGCCGAGACCUGAAGGUGGAGAAUCCUGAGAAGUAUGGCUUUGAACCCAAGAAGCUCUUAGACCAGCUCACUGACAUAUACCUGCAGCUGGACUGCGCCCGCUUUGCUAAAGCAAUAGCAGAUGACCAGCGGUCAUACAGCCGAGAGCUCUUUGAGGAGGUUAUCUCAAAAAUGAGGAAGGCUGGUAUCAAGUCCUCAAUCGCCAUUGAAAAAUUCAAGCUGCUAUCUGAGAAGGUUGAGGAAAUAGUGGCAAAGAAUUCCCAGUCAGAAAUGGACUACAGUGACGCACCUGAUGAGUUCAAAGAUCCUUUGAUGGACACGCUAAUGACGGACCCUGUGAUGCUGCCCUCGGGGAACAUCAUGGACCGAUCCAUCAUCCUUCGCCACCUGCUUAACUCGCCCACUGAUCCUUUCAACCGGCAGCCUCUCACUGAGAGCAUGCUGGAAUCAAUUCCUGAACUGAAGGAGAGAAUCCAUGCUUGGAUGAGAGAGAAACAGGGAGGAAAACCUUUCUAA